Molecule: messenger RNA, 3258 nt
Organism: Colletes gigas
Lineage: Eukaryota; Metazoa; Arthropoda; Insecta; Hymenoptera; Colletidae
Product: calmodulin
Exons: 4
Coding region: 238-687 (149 amino acids)
Molecular function (GO): enzyme regulator activity; calcium ion binding
Source: RefSeq, a predicted model, not a curated record
AUACCUGACCGAGACAAGCGGCAGAAAGGCUCGUACACCGAGAGAGGACGGUGGACUCCAUUGCUGUCCCGAGUGUGUUUCUCGUCGGCCGUGUCGUAUUGCGUGUCUAUCCGCGCUUUCGUGCACACGAGUUUUCUUUUUCCACGUUGCCCGGUAAUUGUGAACAGUAUCCUUUGUGUCUAGUGUUCAAGCGAUACUUGAAAUCGUCGAGCGUACCGAGACGUAAAACGGGCCAAAAUGGCUGAUCAACUUACCGAAGAACAAAUUGCAGAAUUUAAAGAAGCGUUCUCGCUAUUUGACAAAGAUGGAGAUGGUACAAUUACAACCAAAGAGUUGGGUACAGUUAUGCGAUCGCUAGGUCAAAACCCUACAGAAGCAGAACUUCAAGAUAUGAUCAACGAAGUGGAUGCAGACGGUAAUGGCACAAUCGAUUUCCCGGAGUUCUUAACCAUGAUGGCUCGCAAAAUGAAGGACACCGACAGCGAGGAGGAAAUUAGGGAGGCCUUCAGAGUAUUUGAUAAGGAUGGAAAUGGUUUCAUAUCUGCAGCGGAACUCAGACAUGUUAUGACAAAUCUUGGCGAAAAACUUACUGACGAGGAAGUAGAUGAAAUGAUUCGGGAGGCUGACAUUGAUGGUGACGGCCAAGUUAAUUAUGAAGAAUUCGUCACAAUGAUGACAUCAAAGUGAAUGCAACCUGUGUAAUGGAAAAACUUGCAACUCGGAGUGGUGUUGACGUAUUAAAAUAAAUCAAGAAACAAAGAAAAAAUAAUGUUAACAAAAAGCGAAUCGACCAGAAAGUGAAAAAAACCUUAUAUCUGGACGCAAUGAUGUCUGUAAAACGCGAAAAGUCAACGUCCAACACGCGUUAAUCAUCAUUAACGAUAAGUAAUACAGGGCAAUUGUUUAAUUAAAAAGUUAUACCACUAAAAUCAUUAUCUUUAAAUACACGAAAUACUGAACUACACACAACAUGAACAUGAAAGGUACAUACAUAUUACACGCGCACAUACACAAAUACAACAAAUAUACAGCACACUCACAACAUACACGUAUAUACACAAAAGAUGAUUUAUUUCCGUAUAAAAGAGUAUAAUUAAAAUCGUUAGAUAUAUAUAUGUAUAAAAACAGACGUGCGCAUGUUUGUUGAUGAUAAAGGUAAAAUAGUAUGUUCUCUUACUUUCCUCUCUUUUUGGCCUUUUCCUGUUUCUUCUAUGCACGUGUAUGCGAAAAUUCUUUCGUACAAGUUUUCUUUAACCGAUUCUACUGCUUUCCAAUGUACUAAGAACUCGCUCGGUAGGGCAAGGAGAAAGGAAAAGUGUUGAAAGAAGGGAAAGAUCUACAAGCUAUUAUAAUGCGUCGUGUAAAUUCGUUUAACGAUCGAGAUAAAUUGAGAUUUGUUUUAUUUGUUUCUCGAUCGAUGAAACCUAUUUACAACGAAUGUCAUCGAUACAGCAUACGUCGUAGCAAAAUUUUAUCAAUAACGGCAUAUUUAGUGUUUUAUGAAUUAAAAAAAAAAAAACAAAAAAGAAAAAAAAAUACAACGGCUUCGACCUUUGGCUUAUUAAUGGAUCCGAAACACGCUGGAUUCCUUGUGUGCGUCCUAGUGGAUAAUUUAAUUCUUCUAAUAACCGAAAAAUAUUAUCAAACAAAAGGUGUACGAGGAUAAAGACAAAAAAAAAAAAUGAAAAAUAUGGAGAAAUCUUGAAAUGCUCGAAAUCACAUAGCGCUAACUCAGACCUACGUUCGCGUAGAGUCAAAAGGAUUUUACGAAUCGAGUCGUAUUGAAGUCUCGACAUUCCUAGUAAAAAAAAACUUCUUUCUCUAUGCUUUUUCAACUUCGUUAUGCCUUCAAUCUAUCUAUAUAUAUAUAUAUAUAUAUACAUAUAUGUAUGUAUGUAUGUAUAUAUACUGUGUGCGUGUAUAUAUAUGUAUGUAUGUAUGUAUAUGUAUAUACACAACACGCAUUAUACACAAAACACAUAAAAACACGUUUCACCAAGUGCGUUCUGUAUCCAAUUUCAUUCUAAUCUCCCGUUUGUAUCUUGUCUCCACUGAGAAAGCCUUAAACUCGCGCGCGUUACACAACGUCGACACCACUUUUGUUGAAAUAUAAAAGAAACAACGGAGAAUUAGGGAUGAGGGAUUUAAAGGGAAGUCAAGUCACAGUGAUCGCUGCAUUAUAUUUUCCUUCGCCCAGGGGUGCGUGCCAGUCUCAUAAGCGGAGCAACUAGAACCGGAGAAACUGGUGUGAUUUGUGCGAUUCGUACGAUAAUGUUACUUAAGAACUAAGAGUAAAAAAACAGACACCGAACAGUGGGAACACAUGCGUGUGUCGUCGGUGGUUCAGUCAUAAUAUAUAUGUAUUAUAUAUUAUAUAUACAUAUACAGAUAUAUAUAUAUAUAUACAUAUACAUAAAUAUAUAUAUAUUUAUAUAUAUUAUAUAUAUAUAUAUAUAUAAAACUAAUUUACGAGAAGAAAAGAAGAAAGAAACAAUUCCUCCACAGUCCUUUAUUAUUUAAUAUUGAAGUGAACAAAAUGAGAAGUACUUGUAUUUCUGGUGACCUAGAUCGCAUUGAUCAUAAAAAGACAAAAUAAAUGUAUCUUCAUUUUUAGGUCACAACUACUCAAUUCGUUUCCUUCAUUAACCAAUGGACCUCUCGUUUCAGCCGUUUUUAUCUCAUCGUCAUUUUUCGAUGGCAUCUAGAAAUAGUUUGCCGACAGAUGUAUAUGUAUAAUUCACUGUCAACAAGAUUCGUGUUAACAUAUCUUCAAAGUUUCACUAAUUCAGAAGACCUUUCAUAAAAAAAAUUGAGGUGAUCGAAUCACGAAAAAAAGAGUUCUUAACUAUUUUACUUCACUUGCGAUCGUUCUGAUAGCUGUUAUCGUUAUUGUGAACAAAAAAAAAGUUUAAAAUUAGCGAUUCACAGCGAAAAAUGUUCUCACUUUGUAAAAAAAAAAAGUAAAGAAGAAUCGCGAUGAAGUCCUUUUGUAAAUGGUGAUAUAGAAUUUAUUCGAAAAACAUCCCUAUUUAAAUGCUUAACAAGUUGCUGCUCGUUUCAUCGAUCAUUGACAGUUAGUGUCUAAGUUUUAAGUUAUAAAGAAUAUAUUCCAGUAUUUAAUAUUAAUUUUAUAUUCGUGUCGCCAAUUAUAUAUACUCUAAACUAAUUUUUCCGUAUUUAAGAAAAAGAAUGAUUUAAGAGUUUCCCGCGACGAGCGUCGAGAGCCGAUACUAAGUUAAAAAAGACAAAAAAAAACAA